This is a messenger RNA of Syngnathoides biaculeatus (alligator pipefish), 2645 nucleotides long. Its product is annotated as neurocalcin-delta. Lineage: Eukaryota; Metazoa; Chordata; Actinopteri; Syngnathiformes; Syngnathidae. Gene Ontology annotation, cellular component: cytosol. The record is from RefSeq and is a predicted model, not a curated record. Gene Ontology annotation, biological process: calcium-mediated signaling. Gene Ontology annotation, molecular function: tubulin binding; calcium ion binding; actin binding. Bases 519 to 1196 code for a protein of 225 amino acids. The transcript is spliced from 8 exons.
GAGGUCACGUGACGGAGUGACGUCAAGCUGGAGAGGAAGGCAAGGGAGAGUUAGCUUGCGUAUGUGUGUGUGAGUGUUUUUUUAACAGACCCUCUUGCUCAAACGAGGAGUCUCUGCAAGUCCGUGUCACUCAGUCUUUCUUUUUUUUUCCUCCCAAUUUUCGUCCGCAUUGUUUCCCCGUUAUUAUUGUUGCCUGUUGCGUCAUCUUCUCCCUCACAAAACUUAGUUUUGCAUGAUGGACUUCUAAACAACUUAUACACCGCCACAAGGGAGCCGAGGUCGAGUUGCGGGGACAGCACCUUGAGCAGCGAAGGCCAGGCUUCCCUCUCCCGAGUCACUUCGUCAACCUGUUCCAGGGGGAUCCUGAAGUGUUUUCAGACCAGCCAAGAGAGGGAGCGCCCACACACGCUGCAAAGGAAAGUUCUUUCGGCAGCUUGUAGCUGCGAUCUCAUUCUUUCAGUCACGACCCACAUCUCGUAACCAUAGCAGUGAGCCUACAAAUUAAAGGACUGUCAGACAUGGGGAAGCAGAACAGCAAGCUCCGUCCGGAGGUGAUGCAAGACCUGCUGGAGAGCACUGACUUCACUGAGCAUGAGAUCCAGGAAUGGUACAAAGGCUUCUUGCGGGAUUGCCCCAGUGGAAACUUGUCCAUGGAGGAGUUUAAGAAUAUCUAUGGCAAUUUUUUCCCUUAUGGAGAUGCUUCGAAGUUUGCAGAGCAUGUCUUUCGUACAUUUGAUGCAAAUGGUGAUGGGACAAUAGACUUUCGGGAGUUCAUUAUUGCUCUAAGUGUGACAUCACGUGGUAAGCUGGAGCAGAAGCUAAAAUGGGCCUUUAGUAUGUAUGACCUGGAUGGAAAUGGGUACAUCAGUAAAUCUGAAAUGCUGGAGAUUGUACAGUUGACGACGUGUCUACGAUGGAUUGAGGCUCACGGGAGACCGCACGUACAACUAAAUGUGGACAAUAUCAACAAACACAAGGCUGUAUGUUCGAAGGCUAUUUAUAAGAUGGUGUCCUCUGUGAUGAAGAUGCCUGAGGAUGAGUCAACGCCUGAGAAGAGGACAGAGAAGAUUUUCAGGCAAAUGGACACCAAUAGAGACGGAAAGCUGUCUCUGGAGGAGUUCAUCAGGGGGGCGAAGAGUGACCCCUCCAUCGUACGCUUGUUGCAAUGUGACCCCAGCAGUGCUGGACAGUUUUAAAGAUCAUCAAGGCAUCGACUUGACUUUUUUCUGGGUGAUCCAUAAUGCCCUCCACCCUCCGCUUUGGAGAAGACUGAUGAUGAAGAAUGUCAAGCAUUUGACAAUGAAGACAACAGGUUUCAGUAUACACUGAAGACGUCACAGAUGUGCACAACUCCUGACCCGCUAGCAGUUUUUCUAAAUCCAGCCAAACUCCAACUGCCAGACGUUCUAUCGGUUUUGAUUGUCGUCAAGAGGCUCACGGAGAAGUUUCCACUAGGGUGUAUGUACACUGUUGUUUCUGUAUCAGUGUCCUUGCUUGGCUCUUUUCGCACCGUGCAGUGGCCCUAAUGUGUAUCGAGAUGAAUGAGAAGCAGGACAAUAAAAAUGAUCUCAUGUAAGCAAGAGAAUUUCAUACGCAGAGCAGACUUGACAGGAACUAUUACAUUUGAUUUCUUCUUUGCUACAUUUAUGUGAGACUCUAUACUAAUGUUUUGUUUUCAUUUACAGCACUUGCAAGGUCUCACAAAGUUAAAGAUGGUUUGAAUGUUAGUGAGUGUCUCUUGAGGAUUGGCACGGGAUUUCUUUUCUUUUUUUUUCAAUUAAGUUUUUGAAUUCUUUGUUGAGAUGUAUGACCAAAAAAAGCAAUUUGUAAAUCAGAUCCAGCUUGGGAUGAUUUUACAGUCUUUGUAUUCAUGCUUCAGCAGGCUUUCCAAAAAAAAACAACAACAAAAAAAAAAAGCUUUGUAUUAGAAGAUAAAAGGCACCACUUUUAAAUUUAGAUGUUUUUGAAUGCCGCAUGUCCGUUGGGAUCAGUACUACUCCUAACACAUAUGCAUGGGCUAAUGCUUAUACGUUUACAGUGAGUGGCUGAAUGGCUUGUCACACAUGCAGCUCUGUUUGUUCUCUUCCCAAGUACUGUACUUCAAGGAUCAGUACUACCAGUUGUCAGUAUUAUUGAGACCACUGUUGGAUUUCUUUUUUAAAAAGUAGAAAGAAUGUGACUCCGAGUAGCAGCUUGCCCACUUCGCAACGGAGGAGCCAUUUCAGUUAAGCUUGGCUUUGAGUCUUAUAUUGAAAUACUGCUGUUUUUUAUUUUAUACCAAAACACAUAAUCACUCCAGAAACUACUGCAAUGAUACCCUGAAUGGGUUGCUUUUACUGUAUUGUGGGAUUUUUUUUUUUUUUUUAUCUUUUGCAGAACUCUGUCAGGUGUUAACUCUGUAAAACGCAAAAAAAAAAAAAAAAAAAGCAUAUUGUGGUUAAAUGCCAAAUAAGCAACAGUAUUGUAUAAAUGUAUACUGUAUAUUUGUGGUUUGUUCGAUGGAAUGUUUGUAAUUGUUGCAUUUUUGUAAGGCUUGUAUGGUAUCCUGUUUGGUUACCCUUUAAGAAAUAGAGAAUAGAAAUAGAGGAUUCUGAUUUUGGUCAGCCUUAAAAGUAAAAAAAUUAAAUUAAAUGUAGUAUUUCGUG